Verticillium alfalfae VaMs.102 is the source of this 1140-nucleotide messenger RNA. RefSeq lists its product as hypothetical. The record is from RefSeq and is a predicted model, not a curated record. The transcript has 4 exons. Lineage: Eukaryota; Fungi; Ascomycota; Sordariomycetes; Glomerellales; Plectosphaerellaceae. Bases 1 to 1140 code for a protein of 379 amino acids.
AUGUCGAUGGGGCAACAGAUAUGGAUAUAUUCGGGGCAUUUCAGUUAUGCUCUCUCGGUAUCCUCGCUGCGCCUGUGGCUGCGCGAUACGAGUGCCGAUCUCGUUGGUUCUGCUCGAUUCCCCCACGGCCCUCGCACGACUUGCGGCCUCACUUGUUCAGCGGCAGAUGGGCCAUUUUCGGCUCUGCGGCGCGGUGCUGCCAACAAUAUUUAUGUUAUCCCAGCACCCGAAUCGCUCAAUUUUCACACGGCAACCCUCUUCUCGGCAGGCUGUUGCGUGCAUGCUGGUGUGUGCUUACUGUACAUGAUGAAUAAAAUUUUACGCGAGAAGGCGCUUCGCGUCCAAACAGAUGCAGAUAGCUCCCGCGACGGUGCCCAAGACGAGGAGAGGCAACUUAGCGGUGAGGGUAGAAUGGAUUUCAUUCAUGGAGGUGUGGCCACGGCCCACAGACCUGCACAAGACGCAACGACCCUAGACCUUGAGGAGAGGCAUGGUGGGGCGUUCAAACACAUUUUCCGAAUGCAAAGCAUCCCCAGAGAGACAGUCGUUACAAUCCUCAACACUGUUCUUUUUGGAGGGGCCGGCCUAGGGGUGCUUGCUGUUGGGGAGCGCAACUUCCACUCCGCUCAGCUAUUAUACGAGACUGAGCCAUUGUCCAGCAUAGGCAGGUCUGACUCUUAUUUUCAAGGCCAGUGGUCCUCUAUUGUCACCGCUGUUCUCGCCGCCCUCGGAUCCUUGUACAUUCCCAUUCACGCCGACAUGAUGGCGGUGAAGAAUAAAGCAACUCGAGACCUAGAUCCAGAUCGGACCUACAAGGUUGCCGCCUUUCUUUGCAAGUGGCAGGGCGUCUUCAACAAACAGAUGGUUGGCCUGAUCCUGAACAAACCCAACCCUGCACCUGGGAUCCCUCGAGUGCCAGCAGAAGAGAGGCGAAAUCCCCGCUUGUCGGAGACCCAUGAUGUACCUGCAAGGUCUAGAAGAUCGAGCACCGCAGCCAGUCAUGCAGACUUCGUCAUGAGUGGCGGCAACGGCCACGGCCUAGAGAGACUACCGUUGCGGCAGGCAGCGACUGAGCCUUCGCCUCCGCAUCCAAGACAAAGAUCUGACUUUUUGGAUGUUACAUGUCCCUCGGUACUUUGA